AUGCUAUUUCUUUUAGUCAACUCUGCAAUUUCAGAAACAACUCCAGGUGGCAUACCUUCAGACAAGUUUCCUGAUAUACUUAAAUCGAUUUAUACUAACUAUAAUGGCACUUAUUUUGCAUCAGGAGCUGCCGCCAUUUCAUAUCAGGGCAAAAAGAUCUACGAAGAUGUAAUUGGCUAUCAAGAUAUCUUACAACAGAAAAAUGCAACGCUUCAAACUCUCUACGAAUGGGGUUCAACUACAAAAUUGUUGACACACGUUGGAAUAAUGCAGUUAUACGAGAAAGGCAAAGUUAAUUUCGAAGAAGAUAUCGAAACAUACUUAGGCAAAGGAUUUUUCAAGCAUAAAAGCAAAAAUGACAAAAUCACAAUUUUAAACUUGAUGCAUCAUGACGCAGGCUGGGAUGAAACAAUCGAUUCUCCGAUAUUACCACACAGUACAUCUGACGAAGACCCCGAAGACUCAAUCAAACGCAUGGAACCAAGAUCUUAUUCAAAACCAGGCCAAUUUGUUGGAUAUUCUAACUUCGGUGUAGCUGUUGAAGGUCUUAUCAUCGAGAAAGUAUCAGGCGUUAAAUAUUGUGACUACAUCAAGCAAAAUAUUUUUGAUAAACUUGGAAUGACACAUUCAUCAAUUGAUCCAUCACGCAAAGACAUUUCAUCCAAUGAAUUCUCUAAUUUAGCAUCCGGUUACGCGACAGUCGAUGGCAAACUGAAAUAUCAAGAUCCAACUUCAGUUUUUCUCGCUCCUGCAGGUUCCUGCAUUAGUACAAUUGGUGAUUUAAGUAUAUUUGCAAACAGUAUCACACCAGUACAAGGCGUUGAAUGCCCUCUUUUCGAGAAAAACGAUACACUUGAAUUAUUUUUGAAUAAUUCUAAAAUUAUUUCACAAGGUUCACCAGGAAUCAGUCAUGGCUUAUGGGAAGAGUAUUAUACGAACAAAAUCCUUGGUUUAGAGCACUUAGGAAACACUCCAGGGCAAAGUGCAGUUAUCAGUAUUUUACCAAAAGAAGGAUGGAAUUAUGUUGGAUUUGCAAAUACUUAUGCUGAUUUCUUGAUGACAUAUUCAUUCCAUAGAUAUAUUUGGGGACUUUAUACACCUAUUUCUAAUAAUUCAAUACCUAAUGAUGCAGCCGGAUAUUAUCAAAACAACAGAAUUGUUCAUUCUGGAUUUUUAAGUCAUAUUACUUUGUUGAAUUCUCUUAUUGAAAUCAAAAUUGAUGCUUCUAAGAAUCAUAUAUUAAUGGAUGGAUAUCCUUUCAAUGUUUCAGAUAUUAACUUGUAUUCAAGAAGUGAUUUGACACCUAAUAAAAACGUUGGAACAUAUCAUUUGAGUUUUACUUUUAAUGAAAAAGGUGAAAUUAAUGGUUUAUAUACUUAUUGUACAGGAUUCAAGAAAGUUCCAAAGAAUGUCAACAGAAAUAUCACUAUUUUCUGUGGUAUAAUUAAUAUUUGUUUCUUUGUUUCAUUCGUACCGAUAAUUGGCAUUUUAAUUAUUGCUUGCAUUUACAACAAAAACAUUUUGGCAUCGAAACAUUUCAAGUACAUUGUUUUGACGUUUUUAAUUGCUGCAGAAUGUAUUGCAGAACCAUUAGUUUUGAGAACAACAAACACUAUUAAAUCAGCAAUACAUUUGAAACAUAAUUUAUUCCAUGUUCUUAUUUCUUUGUAUAUAAUUGUAAGUGUAAGAAUCCUUUGCUCUAUCUUUACUUUGUGUUUCUUGAUUUAUAAUUAUUGCAUUCAUAGAAAACAUGAAUCAAUAGAAUCAAUGACUGUUUUCGAAUCAUUGAAUAUAAUAACUGAUGAAGCUUACUCUGGAAGACCAAUUCCUUUCAGACCAAACUUAUGCUGCUCUUUCAUUGUUUUUACUUCAUUAUUCUUGGCAAACGCAAUAAGUUUUACACUGAUUGCUUGUGAUAUAAUUAUUGAUAUUUACAGACUCUAA
Molecule: messenger RNA, 1944 nt
Organism: Trichomonas vaginalis G3
Lineage: Eukaryota; Parabasalia; Trichomonadida; Trichomonadidae
Product: beta-lactamase family
Exons: 1
Coding region: 1-1944 (647 amino acids)
Source: RefSeq, a predicted model, not a curated record